AUAACAAACAAACUUUUAGACUGUGAAAACCACCUAUCGUUUAUAUUUUGACAAAAAAGAUCACAACGUGUUUCAAUUGUAGAUAAAUUGUUGAACUGUCUUUUAGCUUUCACCCUUUAAAAACUCAAUCAUUUAUUACGGCAUAAGAUGUACUGUGUUAUUCACUCUGUUUUGACAUUUAACACUAUCCUUGCGUGGACUGGAGGGAGGGGGGUUAGGAAAUCCAUGAUGGCCGCCCAUUUUCUUACUCUUCCUCUUCAUUUCCCGCGAAUUCUACACUCUACAGGGUGUUGCAGUGUGAUCACAGUUUUGACGCGGUGCAGAUGUCUGCUUUGGGUUUUGGUGGCAUUUGUGUUAAGUGUUUCUUUAACCUACAGAGUUGAACUUUAUAUACUCUCACGUCAUCACUCGUUUUGCUGUUCAGCUUUCAUUUUACUAACCGAUAAAAUGUUCUCAACAUUCAGUGCUCAUUGUUUGGCGCCAACUGCACAAGACGGCUAUUCAGUAGCUGUUUAAAAUUGCCACGAUCGAAAUUCCUACCUCUCCACUGAAGGGUUUACAGACAUCACAUUUUAUCAUUGCUGUUAGAUACGUCUGUAAAAAGAUGGAAAUUCGUGGGAUAUUGCUUCGUGCAUUCGUCCACAAGUGUUAUUAAUUUGGUUCAGUAAAAACAAGAAACGACUUCCAUUACACAACACUGCAGCGACUGCAUCUUGGACACUGCUGCUUUGAAUCAACGCAUUUCAAACCCCGUGCUCAUUUGUCGUGUCGUGGUGCUUAGCAGAUCCCAGAUCCACAAGAGAUUCGGAGGACAUCUUAAAAAAAUCAAUUCCCGUUACGCCAAGGGAAUACGCACCAAGGGAAUACGCCUGCCUAGGAUCUGAUCGUUUUAUAUCUGAACAUCAAAGAAUUGCUAACUAAUUUGACUAAACUAACACUGACCGAUUUAGCAGAUGCAUCUGACAACAUUCAGUGCGAAUUCUGUGACGGCUAUUAUCUUUUUUCGGUAAUUAUAUUCGCGGCUUUUUUCUUUUUUUUUUUCAAUCGACAGCUGUCGUAUCGAGUUCCAUCGUGGACUAGUGCACAUAAACCUGUUGAUAUGUUCUAUAUAAGUACCACACGCUAACCGACUACGCCAUCGGACAUGAUGGAAUUAUUCAUUAAUUUUUAUUUUCUCGUUUAAUGGUUGCAACCGGUUUCCGCGGAUGCUAGCGAUGCUAGCCAAAUCUCACGAACGCAUCUUCAAUGCACGACUUCUUUCCCAAGCAACGAUUAAAAAGAGUAAAAAAGAAUAAAUUCCCGCAAAUUAUUCAAACAUCAGAUUGUAUAACCGUACGGAAAUCUUCCUUUUUGAUGACUUGUCCCAUUAUUUUGUUGAAAACAGGGCCACACCCACACAGCAUAGUUGUUUUGUGCUUAGUCUUGCAAUUGACCUUAAAAGUACAUUCAAGAUUUCUUUUUGUAAUGGCAAUUUCAAUUGAAAACGCUAUUUGUUGGUUUUUGCUUUCUUGGCGAACAUUCAUGAUAUUAGGGAUCGUAUUGAUUUUGGCGCUACAUCAGUGGUGUAUCCGAACGAAGUUUUAUCUCUUUUUCCUCUACUGUUAUUGGGUUGCCAUCGACAUUUUUCACAGUAAAGAAAUUAAGACUAGGACGACAAGUUGUGUUCCUUAUCUAGUCUAAUUCAUCUUUUCUUUCAUGUUUUUUUUUUAUUAUUUAUUUUUUAAAUGGAAGCGACAAGAAACUUGGCAUUCAUUUGCAUUAAACUGACAAGGUCGAUGUGAAUCCAGUCAAGUGACAGGCAAACAAAUUCGUGUUCUUGCUAUGGGCAUUAUCAGUCAGCAACCAGUUCCUCCCGAGGCCAGUGUUGCGAAGUUUUAUGACCUGUGAUUAGGUAAAUAGAUAACAGAUGCAACGUAAAAAGUCCAUUCGUUAGAAAAAGCCAAAAUUUCGUUGAUCGGAGAAAUUCUAGGUCGAUUUCUGUUUCACCAUUUGCAUCGGUUGCUACAGGCCGAGCACCUUUAUUAGGCAAACUACAGUAUAAAAGAUUUUAUGUCCGUAAAUGAACACGUCCAUUGAACAUGGAUUCCAAACUGAUGUGGCGGAAGUUGAUCGUUUUUUUCCACCUGUCGUUGGUUACAUUCGUGUAUUCUACAAGGCGUGUGUCAAGGAAUGCGUGCGUUAAAUGGGCAAAGGCAAUGGCAAAAGUUUCAGGUUCAUUAUUUGGUAGUUAUUGACUAUAAUUUAUCUAAUUUCUAAUCCGCACUUCAUCCAUGGCGUCAGUCCACUAUGUACAGUACGUUUGCUAAUUUAUGCCAUGCAUUCUCAUUUUUACAGUUUCUUGAGCAUCUCGACAAAAUCAUCUAAAUUUUAAUUGAUUUAGUUUCAACAGUGCUCAGGAAAGCGAGGUCCAAAUUAAGAGCAUCGAAGGUCAACAACAUGCGAAUUGCAUUCCGCUCACGGUGAAGAUGGAGGGAAAUGAACAAAUAGUGACAAAUCAAGAUCACACGUGGACUUCAAAAUGUGACGAACCGAAGUUAAGAACAGUCUGACUGCAUGAUGGCCAUCGCACAUACCUUUCGUGUGUCAUCGCGAAUCAACAACUUUUUGAUUGUUACAGGUAUUUGUUUUUCCUUCGAUGAUUUCAAAAGGCGGUGGCUCAAUUUUAACACAGUUUACGGAGAUAUGAACAAUAAGGGUGCGGUCCCGUGGGACAUCUUGAGCGUCCUGAAUCCCGCAAUAAAAAGGAAGCCCAGCUCGACAGUGAAUCACAAGUGUCGUCGAAGCUGAAGCAACACAACCUUCUGAAAGAACCAAGGAGAAUGUUGGGCAAUCAAAAAGGUUCUUCAAAAAUGAUCGUUUUAUUAGCGAUCGUGACUCUGCUGAGCUUCUGCAGCCCGGCGUCGAGUUUCGCCUUCCUGCCUCGCGUCUCCCGUACAGACGACGCCGUCAUCAUCGAUUUUGACGGUGUAGGAUAUGCUCCCUCUUAUCAAGGGCUGUACGACCAAAUUGAUGAUCCUAGAUUCGUGCUGCUGCCAUCCUUCUAUCCUGUCCCAAUGACGUAUCGCCAGCAGGAGGAGACGCCCAACGGAUGGAUCUAUUCGUAUGGUUAUUCUACUCCCCUUAGACUUGAAGAUGUUUUGCCCGUCAGGCAAUCACCAGCGACUCAGUGUGGCACUGGACCGGUCAUGCCCGCUAGACGAGAAUUGACAAGCGAAAGGAUCGCUGGCGGAACCUCAGCCAAAAAGAAUGCUUGGCCUUUCAUUGUAGCUCUGAAGAAAAGUGAUGAUUCCUUAUUUUGCAGCGGAACUUUGAUUAGUGACACGCGAGUUUUAUUGGCGGCCCAGUGCCUGGAAAAAAUGUCUCUGUUUGAGCUUUCUGGUGUGACUGUAUUGGUUGGGAUGUUUUUGACCGACCAAUCCGACGUCCAAAUGACAAGGAGGAUCAGCAAACUGUUCCUUCACAGGCAAUUCAAUGCUGCCACCUAUGCCAAUGAUAUCGCCAUUAUUGUAAUGGACGCGCCCGUGGUUCUUUCCAGGAGUGUUGCACCUGCUUGUUUGCCAGUGGCCAGUACCGACCCCGACCAAUUUGUCGACCAGGAUGCCGUUAUUUUGGGAUGGGGAGGAGGAACUGUUGAUGCUUCUUUGACUGAAAUAAUCACACCAUACGUUAAUUUGCAACAAGCCAAGGUUUCGAUUUGGUCCAACGGCGAUUGCAAGGGGGACGCGACCGCUGGUAGAUAUGUGACGGAAAACACUACCUGCAUCACUUCUGCUACUGGUGACAAGUUCACUUGCACGCCUGCUGAUGUCGGCGGCCCAGUUGUCAUCCUCCCAUCACCAGGGUCCUGGACCGUAGUCGGAAUCAACAGCUACACCAAGGAUUGUGCUACCAGUGGACUUAAAACCAGAGUGUCGGCAUACAGGGCAUGGAUUAACCAAUACAUGACCAUGGCUUAAACAUGUACCCAAAAGACGACGACGACCAACACGAAACGACCCAAUUGUGAAAUUCUUCAUUUUAGUUGUAAUAUCACUUUAGAAAUUUACUUGAAUUCGUUUUCGACUGACUAAUAUUGAUUAUUACAAGACAUGCUAAUUAGCGCACGAGUUCAUAUACAAGAAUGAAGAAAUUCUGAAUAAACAAGACUCCGCAAGUUAA
This is a messenger RNA of Daphnia pulex (common water flea), 4158 nucleotides long. RefSeq names its product transmembrane protease serine 11D-like. Gene Ontology annotation, molecular function: serine-type endopeptidase activity. NCBI's taxonomy places the organism in Eukaryota, Metazoa, Arthropoda, Branchiopoda, Diplostraca, Daphniidae. The record is from RefSeq and is a predicted model, not a curated record. The transcript has 11 exons. Gene Ontology annotation, biological process: proteolysis. The coding region runs from base 2820 to 3956 and encodes 378 amino acids.